AUCAUCUUAGGCCUAUGGUGCUCAUCAUCAUAAGACCUUUCGAUUCAUCCUCCCCUUUUGCUGCUUGAUUUUUCCAACUCAUCUAAUACCACAUCUUCACAUCAAGAUUUGCGGGAUUACCACUUCAACGAUCCCUCUUUACAAACUAAAGAAAACACAACCCUCCCCCCUCCCCCCUCCCCCCCAAAUCAUUAUCAUAAUGGCGGCAUCGUCAUCAAAUCACGUCCUCUUCUUCGGAGACCACAUGUCCGACCCCGUGUCACUGAUACGGAACCUCGUCCACAUAUCAAAACAGUCUCCAGCCGUCAGACGCCUUCUUGACGAAGCCACCGAUGUGCUCCAGCUAGAAUUGUCCCGGCUGUCUCGACUGGACCACGGUUGGGACAAGACAUUCGAUUCUCUGCUCGAGAUGGCCGAGGCCAACGCCACCAGCACUGCUGGUGAAUCCGACGGCGGGGAGAAGAACGGUAUCCUCACCUGCGCGCUUUUCUGCAUCAGCCGGCUCGGCGAGCUGGUUGCUCAUGCCGAGCGUGAGCCAUCCAUUCUCGGGAAUUUUGAUGCCUCGUCAUCGUCGUCGUCGUCGUCAUCACAACCACCCGUCGAGGUCGUGGGUCUCUGCAUGGGACUGCUCCCCGCCACUGUCGCGCUCGCCGCCAGAGACUCGUCUCAGAUCUUCACCCUGGCCAGGGAGAUGAUCAAAGUGUCAGUCCGCAUGGGUUUCAGCGUUUGGUACCGCAUGCGGCUGAUCGAUGCCUCCCCCGGCAGCUGGUCGCAGACCUUUGUUCACGUGAGCGCGGAAGACGCCACGAGCAUCCUCGAGAGGUUCCACGAGCAAUGCCGGAUUCCCAUAGUGCGCCGGAUCGCGGUCGGCGUCACAUCCAAGAACUUCAUCACCCUGUUUGGCGCCCCUUCCACGCUUGCCAGACUGCUGGCCUGGCCCGGGGCCGGGCCACUGGCAGACGCGACACGGAUUCCGACCGAAGCGGGCGGUUGUGUUCACACUCUAUACAUGCCCGAUCUUGACAUCAGCGGCAUCUUGAGCGGGUUGUCCAGAGACAUCUUGGAGUGGCCGCUGGCGCCCAUUGAAAGGUCGCGUAUGUCCAGCCCCGACCGCCUCGCGUACUACGAGCAUGAGACUCUCGGCGGACUCCUGGCGGAUGUCAUGCAGGACAUCGCACACAAGCCGUUGCGUCUGGAUGAAACCCUCGAGAGGUGCGUCUCACAGCUGAGUGCCAGUGGGAGGGAACACGUCAAGUUGUUCGUCAUGGGCCAGAACGGACAUGUUGCUGCCAUGACUAGCGCACUCAAGAACGCCGGUAUCACCUCGAAUGUUGUCACAAACACCACCACCACCACCACCCCUUCUGCACCCAGCAGUAGCAUGGGAUCGUCAUUGCCGACCCCCCCUGACCACGAGCGGCCCGCCGGGGAGCUUCUGUCAAAUAGAGGGCAGUCGGGCCUCAUCGCCAUCGUCGGCAUGUCAGGCCGCUUCCCAGACAACGACACGGUCGAGGGCUUCUGGGAGGACCUCAUUGACGGGACGACGCACAUUCGCGAGGUGCCCCCAGACCGGUUCAAUGUGCAGAGCUGGUUUGACCCAAGUCUCGAGACAAAGAACAGCACAACGGCGACCAAGGGUGCCUGGCUUGCCAACCCGGGCCUCUUCGACCACAGACUGUUCAACAUCUCGCCCCGCGAAGCCGCUCAGAUGGACCCCAUUCAUCGAAACUUCCUCACGUGUAGCUACGAGGCCCUGCAGCAUGCUGGAUAUAACCCGGGGGCCAGUCUGAGCAUGGACGGGUCCAACGUCAGUACUUUCUUCGGCCAGCUGGGCGAGGACUGGCACGACAUAAUCCACGAGCGUGGAGCCGACAUCUACUACGUGCCCGGGAUUGCCCGGACCUUCGCCCCGAGCAGAGUCAACUACCACUACAAGUUCGGCGGUGGCUCGUACGCCGUCGACUCGGCCUGCGCGUCCAGCAUCACCACCAUCCACCUCGCGUGCCAGGCGCUUACAUCACGGAGCUGCGACAUGGCUCUUGCGGGUGGCGGCAGCAUGAUGUACACCCCGGUGCCUUUCUCGGGUCUCAGCCGAUCAGGCAUGAUUUCCUCAACCGACGGCUGUCGGACAUUCCACGACGACGCUGAUGGCUAUGCCAGGGGCGAAGGAAUCGGCGUCGUUGUCCUCAAGAGGCUCGAGGACGCGCUGGCAGAUAACGACAACAUCUUGGGUGUAAUCCGCGGAUCCGCGCGCACAUUCAGCACGACAACGACGUCCAUCACUCACCCGAGCCAUGAAUCACAGGAGCGCGUGUACAAGCGCGUGCUGGCCCAGUCGGGCCUCGACGCGUCCGAGAUCGCCUACGUCGAGAUGCACGGGACGGGCACCCAGGCCGGCGACUACGAGGAAAUGACGUCCGUCAUCAACGUCCUGGCCCCUCCCGGGUCGAGGUCAAGCCAUAACCCGUUGACUCUCGGCACCGUCAAGGCCGCUGUGGGCCACGGAGAAGCGGCCGCCGGCGUCACGGCUCUCAUCAAGCUUCUGCUCAUGUUCCGCCACAAGAUCAUACCCGGCCAGCCAGGAUGGCCGUUCAAGAUCAACCAUCGGUUCCCCCCGCUCGGUCCGCUCAACAUCCGCAUCGCAACCGCUCCCGUCACGCUGAAGCCCAGUCCGAAGGGCGACAAGAGGGUCAAGGUCAUGCUGAACAGCUUCGACGCCAGUGGUGGAGAGUCGUGUCUGGCGAUCGAGGAAGCGCCGCCGCACAACAUCCAGGAGGAUGACGACGACCAAGCUGAUGAUGCUGCUGCUGCAAGAGACCCUCGCACCGCCCACGUCGUGACACUGUCGGCACGAACGACGGCAUCUCUGGCCGGUAACAGGCGCCGACUGCUAUCCUGGCUCGAGCUCCAUCCCAACGUCGGGCUGGCCAGCGUGGCCUACACCACCACGGCGAGAAGAAUGCACGAGCCGCUGAGGGAGGCGUACGCCGUCAAGUCGGUUGCCGAGUUGCUGCAACAGCUUCAAGACGCCGACGACGCCCGGGGCGGAGAUACAACCCCCAAGGCAAAGCCAAAGCCUGCAGGGCGCGUCUUCCUCUUCACUGGCCAGGGUUCCCAGUAUUCCCAAAUGGGCUCCGUCCUGUUCAACACCCACGAGACCUUCAGGACGAAGCUCCUGGGCUACCAGGAGAUGGCCACGCGCAUGGGCAUGCCGCGCUUUGUCCAGGUCAUCACCGAGCCGGACUACGUUGAGAAGGGGGCGACGACCACCCAGAUCCAGCUGGCCAUUGUCGCUCUGGAGAUUGCCAUGGCCGAGACUCUGGCCCAGUACGGCGUCGUCCCCACGGCGGUCAUGGGUCACAGCCUCGGCGAAUACGCCGCGCUCUGCGUUGCUGGAGUCUUGUCCGUCUCCGACGUCCUGUACCUCGUCGGCGAGCGUGCCAUGCGCAUGGAGGAGCACCUCACUCCCCAGACCCACGCCAUGCUCGCCACGACGUUUGCCGCAGACGAGCUGGAGGCCCAAUACACGUCGCUGGGCCUGGCAAGCUGCAACAUUGCAUGCAAGAACGCAGCCGCGUCAACCGUCGCCAGCGGAACCGUCGAGGACAUUGCUAGGUUGCAGGAGCACUUGGCCGCGCGCGGCUCCCGGACCAAGCUGUUGAAUGUUCCUUAUGGCUUCCACUCUCAACAGGUUGAGCCCAUCCUGGACCACUUCACCUCCAUCGCGUCCGGCGUGGUGUUCCGAGCUCCCGACGUGCCCGUCGUCUCUUCUUACCUCGGAAAGGUUGUCUCCGCCGGUGAUGGCACCGUGUUUUCCCCCGAGUAUCUGGCAAGGCAGUGCCGUGGAACCGUCGACUUUGUAGGUGCCGUACGCGCCGCCGAAGCCGCCGAGGCAGCCUCCAUCAACAAGACGCUCUGGAUCGAAAUGGGCCCGGAGCCUGUUCUUCUUGGCCUCGUCCGCUGGACACUACCGACUCUCCCCCCAGCGAACCUUGUGGCGGCUUUCAAGGCGUCUCCUCUGGAAGACAACUGGGCUACCCUCUCCGAGGUUCUCAAGGCGGCCUAUCAGUCCGGUCUCGACGUCAACUGGCCCGAGUUUCACCGAAACUUCACCAAGCAUGUCCGCCUGCUGGAGCUGCCCUUCUACGCCUUCGACUUCAAGAACUUCUGGCACGAGCCCUUCCCGCAUCCUGAUCUCUCUGUUGUCCAAAAGAUGGGCGCCGCCACUGUGCAUGGUCACCAAGCAGACGCCGCAGCAGCACCACCACCCUGCAAAUGCUCUUGUGCUUGCUCUCAAGACAUGUUGAGGCCCGGUUCAACGAAUGCUUCUUCUGCUCGUCUUCCUUCCUUCCCCGGAUUCCCCUCAACAUCCGUUCCUACGGUCGAGAGUGAGGACUACGAGGACGGCGGCAACACGCUCAUGGCAACCUUCAGCGCCGACACAUCCGAGCCAAACCUGCUGCGCGCCAUCGAGGGACACGUCGUCCACGGCCACGUCAUCUGCCCCAUGAGCGUUCUGGUCGACAUGGCCCUCACAACGGCCAAGUACUGCCUCUUUCGCCUUCAAGGAAUCUCGGACACGCCGUGCUUGUCAGUCACCAACAUCUCAAUGACUCAUGCCCUCAUCCUGCAGCAGACAGAUGCGUCGUCCAGGAAGCCCCUCAUCCACGUCAAAGCAGUCAUGCGCAAGGGUGACAACAGCGUCGACAUCACUUUCGUCUGGGUCAAGUUCAAGCCUGGAAAGCCGGAUACCAGGGAGGAGGAGGAAACCGGAGGAACCUGCCGAGUCACCUUUGAGCGCGACGAGACCUGGCCCGCCAGCAUCCAUCGCUCGCUUUUCCUCGUCAAGUCGCGUGUCGAAGCUCUUCGGGCAGCCAGCCGCGACGGCCGAGCCCACCGUCUGCUCAAGCCCGUCGUGUACCGCAUGUUCUCCGAGAGUGUGGAUUACUCGGAGCCUUUCCGUGGCAUUGACGAGGUGGUCUUGGACGUUGACUGCAAAGAUGCAAUCUCCAAGGUUACCUUGACACCGGAUGCCUCAUCUGGAUCAUUCGUCAUGAACCCCUUCUGGACCGACGCCUUGACUCACCUGGGGGGGUUUAUUCUAAACUCUGGUCUGCGUUACGUACAGCAAGACAUGCUCUGCAUGGCCCGCGGCUUCGACUCGUGGAGAGUCGUUGGUGCCGGCUCUCCCAUGAGGCCAGGAAUGACAUAUACCACCUACACCUUCAUGCAGGAUGUCGAAGGCGGUAACCUUGUCGUUGGUGAUUGCUACAUUUUCGACGAGGACGACAACUUGGUUCAGACGCUGCUGGGUCUCGAGUUCCAGAAGCUCAAGAGAGUAGUCAUGGACGCCGUCUUUGGCCAAAGACCCUCGCCUCAUGCGGCCGUCCCAGCAGUUGUAGUAAACAAACACGCAACGCAUCAGCAGCAGCAGCAGCAGCAGCAGCAGAUCCUUCCGGCGAAACAGAAGUUGCCGCAACCUUCUACCUCUUCGGUCUCCUCGGUUGGAGUUGACACUCCCGCUUCCGAAACUCCGCCCUCGUCCUCCCAGCAUUCCGCGUCGACGGCACCAAGUGAAGCAGAUGACGACGCCAGGGAGCUCUUGAACACCAUCCUAUCCAUUGUGGCUCAAGAAGCGGGCUGUAAGCCCGAGGACCUUGUCGACGAAGCGGUUUUUGCCGACCUCGGCAUCGAUUCGCUCAUGGGCAUUAGCAUCCUGGCCGUCAUCACUCGCAAGACGGGAAUUGACCUGGACUCGACCUUCUUCAUCCAACACGAGACGCUGGGAGACGCCCGAAACGCCUUGGAGGAGAUUCUUGGUGUAAGCCAUCUGCCGCGGGAGGAGGACUUGUCUCCGGCCGUUACAGUGUCACCAGACAUCGCCACUACCCAAGGGCGACCAACCCUAGUGCGGAGAGACGACAACAUUCCUUCGCAACCGUCAGACAGCAGAGCUCUGUUCAAGAGGCAUCAGGAGGCUCUUCCCGUACUGGCAGACGCUGCUGCCACUGCCGACAAGGACUCGACGCCCAAGGACCCGGCAGUCAGCCCAGGACUCAUCUCGGCGGCGCUGGACCACGACGUCAAGAUAACCCAUCUCUCCGGGCCCAAGACCAAGGCCACCACCAAGCUUUUUCUUCUUGCCGACGAAACCGGUACCAGCUUGUCUUGCAUCCAACUCCCUGCAGUAACCAGCCUAAACGGCGGCAACACUCUUUCCGUCUGGGGCGCCGAGUCGCCUUUUGGUGCACAGCCAGACCUGUGGACAGGUCGGUCGAUCCGCGACGUUGCCGUCAUGAACCUGAGGUCCAUUCAGAAGCACCACCAGACGGAUGCACAGGCUGGCCCUCUGCUGCUCGGUGGCGUUGGUGCCGGAGCCGCCAUGGCCAUCGAGGUUGCCAGGUUGGCUGUAAGCGAGAAUCCCAUUAUCUCGGUUGGUCUCGUCCUGCUCGACCCCUCCCCGACGCGGCAAGAUAUCGAGACGACAUUGGCUGUGCCGGGGGUGCGGCUCAAGCCAGCGCAAAGGCAUCAUGCGGCAAAGAUGGCAGAAGCUAUCGAUGAGCUUCAAAUGGAACCAUUGCGUUCAAAGAAUGUCAGGGCCAUCGCAAUCUUCCCUGACUUGGCCACGGCGAGCAGCUCUCAACUGCUGAAGCGACUUCUUCCAGACGUGCAGAUAAAGACGGUUGGUACCUCUCUUAGUAAGGGUACUUUAAUGCGUUUCCCUGCCAUUGGAAACACCGGUGCUAUUUAUCUAGAAUGUGUUCGAGAUCUUGCAGCAUAG
Molecule: messenger RNA, 6781 nt
Organism: Colletotrichum destructivum
Lineage: Eukaryota; Fungi; Ascomycota; Sordariomycetes; Glomerellales; Glomerellaceae
Product: Putative Acyl transferase domain superfamily, phosphopantetheine binding ACP domain, thiolase
Exons: 3
Coding region: 200-6781 (2193 amino acids)
Biological process (GO): secondary metabolite biosynthetic process; fatty acid biosynthetic process
Molecular function (GO): fatty acid synthase activity; phosphopantetheine binding; 3-oxoacyl-[acyl-carrier-protein] synthase activity
Source: RefSeq, a predicted model, not a curated record